Molecule: messenger RNA, 2221 nt
Organism: Anguilla anguilla (European eel)
Lineage: Eukaryota; Metazoa; Chordata; Actinopteri; Anguilliformes; Anguillidae
Product: serine/threonine-protein phosphatase 2B catalytic subunit gamma isoform-like
Exons: 14
Coding region: 623-2164 (513 amino acids)
Biological process (GO): calcineurin-mediated signaling
Cellular component (GO): calcineurin complex; cytoplasm
Molecular function (GO): calmodulin binding; calmodulin-dependent protein phosphatase activity
Source: RefSeq, a predicted model, not a curated record
GAAAUCCGUUUGUGGUCUGGUGGAUUAGCGAGUUUAAUCCGCGAGAACACUGAGGGAGACCAGAAGACAUAGCUGACUAGCUAGCUAGCGAGGUAGAAGGGGGGAAAAUAUAAAACACGGACCCGAAAGCUGCAAUUCUUGAAGUAUAAAGCGGAAACGAAAUAUUGUGCCAUUUACAUAAGAUUCUGUCUUGGAAAAAGUGCAAAAUCUAGUUUGCAAAAUCUUUUUUUUAAAUUCCCGGGCUCUGUUUAUUUUAGUUUGUUGACUUGGUUAGCAAGAUAGCUAAUUUGUGACAGAUCCUGAGAACAGCUGGACACCCAACGGAGUCAGAGACUGGAACUAAUUAGUUAGCAACCUAUCUAACUACGUUGCAUAUAAAAUAAUUUCGGUGAUAAAGCGGGCUCCCCCUUUCCCCUUCCCCUCCUGGGUUUUGCCUUCUAACCUAGCUAGCUAGCAGGAACUCCCAUUUUGGGCUGUCCUGCCUUGCUGGUUUUGAAUUCGGGGGUCGCUAGCUAGCUAGGUAGCUAGUUAGCAAGAUUAAGAAAGUCGUCUCUUCGCUAGCAAACGGCACAGAGGAAUUAAUCACAUUUUAAAUCCUGAGGUGAGACGAGGUGAAACGAAGAUGUCAGGGAAAGACCAGAAUAAACAGUCCACCACCGAGCGGCUUAUUAAAGCGGUGCCCUUCCCGCCCCACCAGCGCCUCUCCAUGAAGGAGCUGUUCGAGGACGGCAAGCCCAAGCCGGAGGUGCUCAAGAGCCACCUGGUGAAGGAGGGCCGGCUGGAGGAGGAGGUGGCGCUGCGCAUCAUCAACGACGGAGCCAACAUCCUGCGCCAGGAGAAGUGCAUGCUGGAGGUGGAGGCACCAAUCACAGUGUGCGGCGACGUCCACGGCCAGUUCUUCGACCUGAUGAAGCUGUUCGAGGUGGGCGGCUCGCCGAGCAACACGCGCUACCUCUUCCUGGGGGACUACGUGGACCGAGGCUACUUCAGCAUCGAGUGCGUGCUGUACCUGUGGGCCCUGAAGAUCAACCACCCCACCACCCUCUUCCUCCUCAGGGGCAACCACGAGUGCCGGCACCUCACAGAGUACUUCACCUUCAAGCAGGAGUGUAAGAUCAAGUACUCGGAGCGGGUGUACGACGCCUGCAUGGAGGCCUUCGACUGCCUGCCCCUCGCCGCCCUCCUCAACCAGCAGUUCCUGUGCGUGCACGGCGGCCUGUCGCCGGAGAUCAACUGCCUCGACGACAUCCGCAAGUUAGACAGGUUCAAGGAGCCGCCCGCGUUCGGGCCCAUGUGCGACCUGCUGUGGUCCGACCCCGGGGAGGACUACGGGAGCGAGAAGACGGCAGAGCACUUCAACCACAACUCCGUCAGAGGCUGCUCCUACUUCUACAGUUACCCAGCGAUCUGCGACUUCUUGCUCAACAAUAAUCUGCUGUCUGUAAUAAGAGCUCACGAAGCUCAGGACGCCGGGUACCGAAUGUACAGGAAAAGCCAGACCACAGGUUUCCCCUCAUUAAUCACAAUCUUCUCAGCACCAAACUACCUAGAUGUCUACAACAACAAAGCCGCCGUGCUGAAGUACGAGAACAACGUUAUGAACAUCCGGCAGUUCAACUGCUCCCCCCACCCGUACUGGCUGCCCAACUUCAUGGACGUCUUCACGUGGUCCCUGCCUUUCGUGGGGGAGAAAGUGACGGAGAUGCUGGUCAACGUGCUGAACAUCUGCUCCGACGAUGAGCUCAUGUCCGAGGGAGACGACACGUGUGAAGGUGGAGCCCCGGCAGUGCGGAAGGAGGUGAUCCGGAACAAGAUCCGCGCCAUCGGGAAGAUGGCCCGAGUCUUCUCCGUGCUCAGAGAGGAGAGCGAGAGCGUGCUGCAGCUGAAGGGGCUCACCCCCACAGGCACCCUGCCCCUGGGAGUGCUGUCCGGCGGGCGGCAGACGCUGCAGAGUGCCACCAUAGAAGCAGCGGAAGCACGAGCCAUCCAAGGCUUCUCUCCCCAGCACAAGAUCCGCAGCUUCGAGGAGGCGCGCGGGCUGGACCGCAUCAACGAGCGCAUGCCCCCCCGCAAGGACGGCCAGCAGCCGGACGGAGCCACGCUCAACGCCAUCAACGCCGCCAACUCCCCCGACAAGAACGGCACGGACGCCCCCGCGCAGUAACGCUGCCUCGCCAGCGCGCCCCCCCCCCCCCCCCCCAACACCCAAACACGCCUCUAU